AUGAGUGUCGUCGCUGCGAAACAGCCACAGAAAACCUACUUAUUGGUGGACAAGAAACCCUUUUUUAAGCACUUUUACCCAAAAGAUGUGGCUAUCCUUGCUGUGCGCUCAGUAGCCACACAAGGUCUAAUGAUCUUUAAUGCAUACGUGGCUUCAUUGGACAUGGAGCUUUCGGACGAGGAAUCUAGCGAGGAUGAUUUCGCGGACGAAGAUGCAGUGUCGGAAAAGAAAGAUGACUUUGUUCUUCCCACCAUCGAGGAGUUUGGCGUCGCCAGUUCUAAAUCGUUUGUCAAGUCGCUGACCAUCAUCACGUAUGUACGCUCGUUUGAAGAAGUGGCGCUGCGCUACUGUCGGCCCCAGACCGUCAGCAAGCUCAUCAAAGACAUAAGUAAAUCGGCGAUGCGUAAGUACGCACGUACGUCAAGCAGGUUGACGUCCGCGGCUAUGAUGAUCAAAACUGGUAUGCGUGCCAACAUGCUGAGCCAUUUAGCGAUCUUUCUAGUGGAAGAGACACAGCAGCUCGUGCUCAUAUUAUACCGACGCUAUUUAUUGAAUAGAAAACGUAUCAUCAAGUUCAACACAAACUUACGAAUUGUCGAAGAAGGCAUCCCGAGCCACGACAGCAACGAUGACGAGGAUUCGAUCGCAACGUUCAUGUCCUCCACUGGUCUUAAUGCGUCUCGCUCGGCACUAGCAGUCAUUACAGGUGGGGUUGGCGCUGCUUUGGGCACGGCAGUACGACCCGGUAUCGGCACGAUGAUUGGCGGUACUUUGGGCGAUUCCAUUGCUUACAUUUUGAUUUAG
Molecule: messenger RNA, 804 nt
Organism: Plasmopara halstedii
Lineage: Eukaryota; Oomycota; Peronosporomycetes; Peronosporales; Peronosporaceae
Exons: 3
Coding region: 1-804 (267 amino acids)
Source: RefSeq, a predicted model, not a curated record